GGAAGAGGAGUAUUUGAAGAAGGUACAGUAAUAGAUAGAUGGAAAUGUGGACGUAGAUAUGGAGCUGACAUAACGAAUUUCACUCUAAUCAUUUCUUCAGCUCUCCGGAGAACCUCCUACAGUUGCGACGUCCCAGUGGGGUGCGAAGGGCGCCAGCUAUCCCAGGUGAUCCGAGGCGUCGAGCAAUUAACCGGGAGCACGCCGCCUUGCCCCUAGCAGCCGGGUGCUGACGUGCUGAGGAGGGGCCGAUCAGUCAGAUCUACAGUGGCUGUUGUGUGACCUCCCUCCUCCCCUCAGCCGCUCUUGCACACACCGACAUGCCGCCGACUCUCAUCAUGUUGCUACUGCAUUCCGCCAGCAAACCGGCAGGCAGAAGCUUCUGUGCGUGAAUUUACAAUUGUUGCUGCCCCUCGCUUGUUUUCGCCCUCUCCUUGUUUACUGCGCUGCAUAAUGGCAGAAACUUCUAGUCGGUCCCCUUUUUCAAUUUCGUGCGGAGGGAAAGGGGACCGUCAGCUCUUCUGAUCGGGUUUGUGGGUGGUUGUGUUUUUUUUUUGUUUUUGUUGUUUUAAUUACGCGGAGCUGCCCGUCCUCCUCCACUGCCCUGCUCCACCCCCAGCCUCACGUACCCAUCCCCCGGGGACCGAGGAAGAGGGUCCGCGGGUACCAUGCUUAAACUCGCCGCCUUUCACACCCACUACUGGCCGCUGGUGCGCUUCCUCGUACCCUUGGCCGUCACCAACAUCGCGGUCGACCUCGGCGAACAGAGAGUCAUUGAAAAUCUGGCUGAACGAUGCCUUGUUCAAUGUCAACAAAAGCAAAGAGCUAAUUAAUGACUCCGGGGGAGGAAGCCAUGAGCCAGUGCUGAUUAAGGAUCGGAGGUGGAGAAGGCAUUAAAUAGGGGUAUAGCAGCUGUAAAGGAGGAUGCCAUCGAGAUGCUUGCCAGCUAUGGGCUAGCCUACUCCCUGAUGAAGUUCUUCACUGGACCAAUGAGUGACUUUAAGAACGUGGGCCUGGUAUUUGUUCACAGUAGACGGGAUAGGAUCAAGGCUGUCCUCUGCAUGGUCAUAGCUGGUACUGUGGCCGCCAUCUUUCACAUUCUAAUAGCACACACCGAUCUGGGAUAUUAUAUCAUCAACAAAUUACAUCACGUGGAUGAUUCUGUGGGAAGUAAAACAAGAAAGGCUUUCCUCUACUUGGCUGCCUUCCCAAUGCUGGAUUCAUUGGCAUGGACCCAUGCUGGCAUUCUGUUGAAGCACAAAUACAGUUUACUGGUGGGCUGUGCCUCUGUCUCAGAUGUUAUUGCUCAGAUUGUAUUUGUAUCCAUUUUGCUUCACAGUCAUUUGGAAUGUACAGAGCCCCUCCUGAUUCCAAUUCUGGCCUUGUACAUGGGAGUGAUGGUUCGUUUUACCAUGGUGGGCCUUGGAUACUAUAAGAAUGUGCAUGAUAUCAUUCCUGAAAGAAGUGGACCUGAAAUGGGGGGUGAGGCUACAAUAAAGAAGAUGCUGGCUUUCUGGUGGCCUUUGGCCUUGAUACUAGCUACUCAGCGAAUCAGCAGACCCAUAGUCAAUUUGUUUGUGUCUCGUGAUCUGGGAGGAAGUCGAACAGCCACAGAGGCCGUUGCAGUUCUGACAGCAACUUACCCAGUUGGUCACAUGCCUUAUGGCUGGUUGACUGAGCUUCGAGCAGUUUAUCCUGCUUUUGACAAGAACAAUCCCAGCAAUAAACUUGGAAACAUCAUCAAUAAAUCACACAUCAAGAGAUUUACUUUUACCUGCUUGGCUAUCUCUGUCACACUGUGCUUUGUAGUGUUCUGGACUCCCCAUCUAUCAGAGAAAAUUCUGGUUAAUCUGAUAGGUGUGAAUUUUGCCUUUGCUCAGCUCUGUGUGGUUCCACUACGAAUCUUUUCAUUCUUCCCCUUCCCAGUAACUAUACGAGCACACCUAACUGGCUGGCUGAUGACCUUGAAGAAGACUUUUGUGCUGGCACCCAGUUCUGUCCUAAGGAUAGUCCUUCUCAUUACAAGUCUGAUUGUGCUGCCUUAUAUGGGAGUCCAUGGAGCUUCUUUAGGGGUUGGUUCACUCCUUGCUGGUUUCCUGGGAGAAUCGGCCAUGGUAGCAAUAGCAUCUUGUUAUGUUUAUCGCCAAGAGAAAAAGAAGAGAACACUGGAUACAACAGCAGCUGAAGGGGAGGACUCAGCAAUGAAUUACACAGCUGUCACUGAGGAGAUGUCCGAGGUUGUGGAAUUGGAUGAAGAUGAGUGAACCAGAUUUAUGUACUGUAGCAGUCACUCUGGUACAACAUUAGGCCCUCCAUUUCUUCUCCAUCUUCCAUUUUAUUUUUCCUAGAAGUGUCUAUUGCCAAAGACAACUUCUAAACUGUGCUGAGAAAUUGUUUGCACCAUCAGACAGUUUGAGACAAGAGAAGGAUCUCCUUGUGCAUAGUGCUGUUCCAUUUCUGCUAAUACAUGGAGGAAAACAACUUCAAAAGAAAACAUCCAUCAAGUCUUCCAGCUUUGGCUUGGCUGACAUCCUUCUUCCCAUUGGUAUUAACAACACAUCUGCAACCAAAGCAUCUCUCACCUCUUCUUGGCUUUCCUGCUGUCCUGUUUUCCAUCUACGGUGUAUCUUUGUAUACUGUAGAUGUAAAUGUACAACAGGGUGUAUAUAUAUUUUUUAAAUUUUAUUUAAUUAAGUAUUACUUUUCUUCAAAUGUUUGUUUGCAAUUAGAUUCUCUAGUGGCCUGUGUGCUUUACUGCCAUAAUGUUGCUGCUCAAGGUGGAGUUUAAGGCACCAUAGCCACAAAGUACACAACUUAGUGAAAAGGUUGAAAACAUAUCAAGAUUAUUUUUUUAAUACCAAAAAGUGUUUGAUAACAGUAUUUGAGGAUAAUGGUGUGUGUGUGUGAUGGUGAUGCAAGUAAAAUGCUAAAAAGUAGAGAAAUUAGUACUAAAAACAGACUUGACUUGAAUUUCCUAAUCUAGUAAUGUUUAAAAAGGUACAAGGUCAAUACUUGAAAAAUAUUUUAAAAGUGGGAGUUGUUAAAUUUCACAAAGUACACAAGUUUGGUACUCACACCCAAUAUGUGAACUGAUUCAGAGCAUUGUAUAUCGUAAAGUGGGAAUCAAAUGAUUCAAAUUAAUUUUACAUUUCUUUCUUUGCCGCUUGUUAGAGCAAAGGUUUACAUGUCAAGGAAUGGCUAUUUCUUACAAACAUUCAUAGCAAGUAAAUGUUGCAGGGUCAUGUGUGGUGGCUUCUCUGGAAGUGUGGCACCAGCUCAGAGUUGUCUGUAACUCUACAAACACUACUUCAAUGUUUAAAUGGUGUUUCUUUCCUCUAUUUAUUUUAGGAGCUGUGGGAGGCUGGCUUUAAAUCUGCUCAGCAGUAAACAAGCCUGAUAGGCUGUCAUUUACCACAUAAUCGAUAUUUGUUUGAAGUUCUCAAUAUUAGUUGAGCAGUUGCAAGGCCUGUUGAAGCCACAUCAAGUAAUUGUCUUUGAAAUGAAACUUUCUUUGAGGACGCCAAUGGCAGUCCUUUGGAGCUGAGGUAAAGAAAAAAGUGCACUGUUGGUGCAGAAUAAUUUUGAACUGAGAGUGUUCAAUGAUUUAGCAAUGAUUGGUUGUAAAAAAAAAUCCAAAAUUUCAGCAGAUUAUUGACGAGCAAAGCUUUGUGAAAAAGGGAUAUAUCAAUGAUUCUUUUGUAAACCAAUGCAUUUCUUUGCGUGCAUGUAAUAAACUUUUGAAAGUAGAAGUUGACAUAAUUUGGGUAGAUACAUUUACAUUUUACCCAAAAUAUCUGCUGAGUGAUUCAACUAUUAUUCAAAUGUGUAAAAUACCUUAACAAGAUCAGUGAUUUGGCCAGGGAAAUAUAAGCAAAUUCUGCAACAUCUGGCCAUGAUGUACUAAGAGUUUGAAACACUCAUGGUCACAAUACUCUUCUAUUGAAUCUUAAAGAAAAAAUGACCCCAGGUAAUCAUGUUCUUUGAAAUUAUUUUGACAUGACUCUCAGCAUUAUUGUUGCUAAAUUGUUAGAUGAAGUAUUUUGUGUAAAAAGAAGUUAUGAAUGUUAUGUGUAAAUGAGUGAAAACCUGUUCUCUUUAAUAGCCAAAUUGGUUCUGUAACAUGCUUUAAAUUUCAUUAAGCAGUGAAACAUUUAAUCAGAAUUAAAUUUCCAUUAACUUAAAGUGCCACAUAUGCUCUAUUUAAUAUAACAGUGUAAUUUUAAUAUACCAAAUAUAGAAUGUUUUCUUUCUUUCUAUAUAUAAUGUAUGUAUAUUUUUCCAUGGUAUUAAUUAGAUUUUAAUCCAUUAUUUUGGAGUUAUGAUUUUGUGCGUAUUCUGUUGGCUAUUUAAUUAAAUUUUUUCCUCAUGCUGAUUGUUUUCAUAGUGCUGUAUGAAACACUUUAUUUGUAAAAUGGUAUAUCCAAGAUUUAAAAUUCAGUUCCACAUCCUCCAAAAUCAGAAUAUGCUACAUGAGACAGCAAGAACAAAAUCCCUAAAGGUAAAACCUGGCCAAUUUUACCAAUAACAUAAUUGUUUGAGAAAUAAAUGGCAAGAAGCAACACCUAUAACAAAACACGUUUUUCCAUGUGCAAAUAGAAUGGCACGGUAGUGGAGUGGUUGGCACAAUGCUUUACUCAGGUUCAAUUCCUGACACUGCCUAUAAAGAGUUCGAACGUUCUUCCCAUGACUGCAUGGAUUUCCUCCGUGUGCUUCAGUUUUUUUCUCACAGUCCAAAGACCUACCGGUUGGUUGGUCCUUGUAAAUUGUUCCGUGAUUAGGCUAGGGAUAAAUUUAGGUUGUUGUGCAGCGUGGCUCAAAGUGUCUACUGCACACUGUAUCUCAAUAAAUAAAUGGUUAAAAUGAUU
This is a messenger RNA of Hypanus sabinus (Atlantic stingray), 4862 nucleotides long. RefSeq names its product progressive ankylosis protein homolog B-like. Bases 933 to 2261 code for a protein of 442 amino acids. Gene Ontology annotation, cellular component: membrane. Gene Ontology annotation, biological process: phosphate ion transmembrane transport. Lineage: Eukaryota; Metazoa; Chordata; Chondrichthyes; Myliobatiformes; Dasyatidae. Gene Ontology annotation, molecular function: phosphate transmembrane transporter activity. The transcript has 13 exons. The record is from RefSeq and is a predicted model, not a curated record.